ACUUACAGAUUCCAGUCUGAUGUUAGAAGAUUAUUCAUCGAAGUUGAGCCCGCAAGCAAAGAGAGCCAAGAAGAGCCUUCUCUCUGGGGAGGAGAAGGAAAAUCUGCCAAGUGACUAUAUAGUGCCCAUUUUCUCAGGACGCCAAGUGCAUGUCAGUGGAACUAGAGAUACGGAAGAAGAAAGAAUUAAGGAAGCUGCUACUUAUAUAGCCCAGAGGAAUCUUCUUGCUAGUGAAGAAGGAAUCACGGCAUCCAAACAGUCUGCUGUAUCCAAACAGUCAGCUAUAUCCAAACAAUCUGCUGUAUCCAAACAGUCUGCUGUAUCCAAACAGUCCUCAGUAUCCAAACAGUCUACGUCCACUCUUCACCAGGAGGAAGCUUUUGAGAAGAAGUCAAGGAAAGUAACAAUUCGAGAGAAGGCAGAACGGCUGUCGCUGAAAAAAACAUUAGAAGAAACUGAGGCAUUUCACAGAAAGUUGAAUGAAGAUCAUCUUCUCCAUGCUCCUGAAUUUGUCAUUAAACCUCGUUCCCACACUGUUUGGGAGAAAGAAAACGUAAAAUUACAUUGUUCUGUAUCAGGCUGGCCAGAACCUCGUGUCACAUGGUAUAAAAACCAGGUGCCAAUCAAUGUCCGCGCAAACCCUGGAAAAUAUAUUAUUGAGAGUCGCUAUGGAAUGCACACUCUGGAGAUCAAUGCAUGUGAUUUUGAAGACACUGCUCAGUACCGGGCCUCUGCGAUGAACGUUAAAGGAGAGCUUUCAGCAUAUGCUUCGGUCGUGGUAAAGAGAUAUAAGGGAGAGUUUGAUGAGACUCGCUUCCAUGCUGGGGUUUCCACCCUGCCCCUCAGCUGUAAGUUUAAAAAUAUAUUUGCUAAGUGUCAUCUCUAUUUAAAAUACAUCAGAAUAAGCCAUUCUAUAAUGCUGAAAUGCCGCCCUUCAGCACCCUGGACUGGGCAGAUCAUUGUCACUGAAGAGGAACCUACAGGUAAAAGCUCAGUUUUCCCCAGAUACUGUUGCAAGUGUUUUGCCAUGUGGUUUAGCCUUUAUUACGGAGGGUGUGAGGUGGGCACAGAUAGCUGGUCUCAAUGCAAUGAUACACCUGUGAAGUUUGCUCGUUUUCCAGUUACUGGAUUGAUAGAAGGUCGUUCUUACAUAUUCCGAGUUCGAGCUGUGAAUAAAAAUGGAAUAGGUCUACCAUCUAGAGUUUCUGAGCCUGUGGCUGCUCUGGAUCCAGCUGAGAAAGCUAGACUUAAAAUUGUACUUAUAAAGGGGGCUGCCAGCAAAUCUACCCAAGCUUUCUCUGAAGAAGGACAUUAUCUUUACUAUCCUGAGGGUAUUAUUCCCGGGCCCCCCACAGACCUCUCAGUCACAGAGGCUACCCGGAGCUAUGUGGUGCUAAGUUGGAAGCCUCCUGGCCAGCGUGGCCAUGAGGGCAUUCUGUACUUUGUGGAAAAGUGUGAUGCAGGAACAGAAAACUGGCAGCGGGUGAACACAGAGCUCCCCGUGAAGUCUCCCCGCUUUGCUCUGUUCGACCUGGCUGAAGGGAAAUCCUACCGUUUCCGCGUCCGCUGUUCUAACUCAGCAGGAGUUGGUGAGCCCUCAGAGGCAACCGAAGUGACCGUGGUAGGGGACAAACUUGAUAUCCCCAAGUCCCCAGGCAAAAUCAUCCCGAGCAGAAAUACAGACACGUCAGUGAUAGUUUCAUGGGAGGAAUCCAAAGAUGCUGAAGAGCUGGUCGGGUACUACAUAGAGUCAAGUGUUGUUGGCUCUGGCAAGUGGGAGCCCUGCAACAACAACCCUGUGAAGGGUCCACGCUUUAGAGAAUAUAGCUCUUCAGAUAUUUAUGAGUUCAACCAUGAAGUGACAUUUUCCAAGAAAGAUGCUGGGAUUUAUGAAGUUAUCCUGAAAGAUGACAGAGGAAAAGAUAAGAGCAGACUGAAGCUUGUGGAUGAAGCCUUUAAAGAACUGAUGAGUGAAGUAUGUAAAACAAUAGCUUUGUCUGCUACAGACUUGAAAAUCCAGAGCACAGCCGAGGGCAUCCGGCUGUACUCUUUUGUUACUUAUUACCUGGAUGAUCUGAAAGUUAACUGGUCCCACAACGGGACUCCUAUUAAGUACUCAGACAGAGUUAAGAGUGGGGUCACCGGGGAACAGAUCUGGCUGCAAAUCAGUGAGCCCACUCCGAAUGACAAAGGGAAAUAUGUGAUGGAGCUCUUUGAUGGCAAAACUGGACACCUGAAGACAGUGGAUCUUUCUGGACAAGCAUAUGAUGAAGCCUUUGCUGAAUUCCAAAGACUAAAACAAGCUGCCAUUGCCGAGAAAAAUCGUGCCCGAGUGUUGGGUGGACUCCCUGAUGUGGUCACCAUCCAGGAAGGCAAGGUAAGUAUGGAGCACUCCUGUCCCUGCUUCUUCCACACUAGCAAUGGAUUCCAGUGCCCCAGACUUCGUUCCGUCUAAGAGCUCCCACCAUCUUCAUCUUAAGCCACUGCUGCUUAGGCUUGACAUCAGAGUAGCCAAAUACAAGAUUCAAAAUGCAGUCCAUUUUCCAGUCAUCUUAACAGUUUGUAGGCCAAGCAUCAGGAUACAAGUUCGCCUUAUGUGGUCACAUGUAGACCACUUAGUCUCUUUCCAGAGGUACCCUUUCAUAUCACAAGAAGCAAAAAAGGUUCAAUCACAACUAUAUGACAAAUAUAAUUGGAGAAAGAUGCGACCUCUAACACCUAGUGGAAAAUGGGCUGUCCUGUUAAAUACUUUACCUCUGAAGGGAAACAUCCUGCUCCAUGAAUUUCUAUAGGCUCUGUUUCAGUUGAAAACU
Messenger RNA from Leptonychotes weddellii (Weddell seal), 2813 nucleotides. The record is from RefSeq and is a predicted model, not a curated record. Lineage: Eukaryota; Metazoa; Chordata; Mammalia; Carnivora; Phocidae.